AUGCAUCCGCAUAAAAAGAAAAAAAUCAUUAACGUCAAAAAAUGUGAACGUAUUUACAACGAAGAAAAGCCUCAUAAAAUAUACGUCUGGCGCGUGGCACAAUACGGAAGCGAGACGUGGACAAUUAAUGCAAAAGAGAAAGACACGUUGGAAGCUCUGGAGAUGUGGCGUCGGAGAAAGACGCAGAGAACAAGCUGA
Cinara cedri is the source of this 198-nucleotide messenger RNA. NCBI's taxonomy places the organism in Eukaryota, Metazoa, Arthropoda, Insecta, Hemiptera, Aphididae. The record is from the annotation of a GenBank genome assembly.